CUACCCCUGCUUUAAGGAGAGAGCAGCGCCACGCCCUCCGAGUUCCCAUUUGCGCAUGCGUCCAGGGAGUCUUGCCUGUGAUUGGCGCCGCCCCAGCCAAUGAGAGGGCGGCGGGAAGAGCCUGGCGGAAGGGCCAAGCGGAAAAGCGGCUGACGGCAAUAUGAGCAUCUUCGGCGGGGUGAUGCGUGAAUAUCCGCACCUCUCCAUCGACCGCUUCGACCGGGAGAACCUGCGCGCCCGCGCCUACUUCCUCUCUCACUGCCAUAAGGAUCACAUGAAGGGCUUGAGAGCCCCUUCCAUGAAAAGACGGCUGGCAUGCAGCUUGAAACUCCGUCUGUAUUGCUCCCCUGUGACAAAAGAAUUGCUACUGUCCAGCCCACGAUACACAUUCUGGGAAAAUUACAUUGUCACCUUGGAAGUUGAAACACCGACGCAAAUUUCUCUCAUUGAGGAAGCAACAGGCGAGAAAGAAGAUAUAGAGGUCACACUUCUGCCUGCUGGCCAUUGUCCAGGAUCAGUUAUGUUUCUCUUCCAAGGGGAAAAUGGGACUGUAUUGUACACGGGGGAUUUCCGACUCGCCAGAGGAGAAGUGGCCCGAAUGGAACUCUUGCAUUCAGGAAGCAGAGUGAAAGACAUCCAGAGUGUCUAUUUAGACACCACAUUCUUUGAUCCCAAAUAUUAUCAAAUACCAAGCCGGGAAGAAUGCAUGAAAGGGAUGAUGGAAUUAGUGCGAAGCUGGGUGGUCCAGAGCCCCUAUCACGUGGUGUGGCUGAACUGCAAAGCAGCUUAUGGAUAUGAGUAUUUAUUCACAAAUCUCAGCGAAGAGCUUGGGAUGAAGGUGCAUGUGAACAAGUUGGACAUGUUUAAAAACAUGCCAGAAAUCCUCUACCACGUCACCACAAAUCGGCAUACUCAGAUUCACGCGUGUCGCCAUCCCAGGGAUUACGAAAUGUUCCGCGGAAACCGGCUGCCUUGUGGAAUGAUGUCUCAGAAUGGAAAUGAGUUGCGUGUUAUCAGUGUCAAGCCAUCGACUAUGUGGUUUGGAGAAAGGACACGGAAAAGCCAGGUGAUCAUGAGGGCCGGAACGAGUUCCUACAGAGCUUGCUUUUCAUUUCACUCUUCUUAUGGCGAGAUCCAAGAUUUCCUGAGCUACGUUUGCCCAGUGAAUGUCUACCCCAAUGUAAUUCCACUGGGAUCAAACAAGGAACGAGUUGAAGAAAACCUGAAGCCCUUCUGCAGAAUGUACAGGCAAAAUAACGGGCCCACAUAUAAACCUCUCGGCGUGUUGAAGAGAUCAAGAGCCUUGGAGCUGCUGGACACCAAUGGUGGUGGGAGCGAUGAUGAGGAUCUCUUUGAUUCCGAACGGAUUCCACACAAGAACAAGAUUCCCAAAUUACUGCCAGAGACUGGACCCACGGAGGGCAAGCCGCUUCCUCCAAAUCUUGAAGACAAUAGUUGUAAAGCCGCUCCGAUUCCUACCUCUUUACAGGUUGAUUUUGUGGAGUGUGACGAAUCUAAUAGCGAGGACGAGGACGAGGUAGAGGAGGAAGGACACGAGAAGGAGACAGCUCUUCCAGAAAUUCCAUUACUCAGGACAGACUCCAUUGCAGCGUUGAGGCACCCCAACAGCCUCGUGGGUUCAACCAGGAAGCCCAAUGAAGACCAACAGCAAGCUAACUUGGAAGUCCCAAAAUGGGAUAGUUUCUUCAGACGUCCUUCAGAAGAUCCAGAGACCUCUGACCAUGAGGACCACCAGCCAUGCACAGACUCAACCGAGCAGCAUUCUCCUUGCCCUUACGAUGACGACGACGAUCUGAGUGACUCAACUCAUAUCUCUUCUCAAAAUUCUUCUCAGUCAACCCAUAUAUCUGAACAGGGUAGCCAAGGAUGGGACAGUCAAGCCGAUACCGUCCUCGUUUCUUCCCAAGAGCGAAGGAAUUUUGAGUUUAGCCCUUCCAAGGGAGGAGCUGAAAGAAGGACGACCCACGUACCUCAUCUCCUUGCAAAGAAAACGGACUUGCCAAAUAGCCAGCCUUUAGAUCGUGGGGCACCUUCUGCAGAUCCCUUGGAAUGCAAAGUCAGAUAUUGGGGCACAGCAGCUCCCGGUCAAACGGAACCAUUAGAUGAGAGGACCAAACCAGAAGGCAGGCCGGAAAUGCUCAAUCCAGAGGUCCAAAUUGACUCCCAGGGCUCUUCAGAUUUUGAAGUCCCACCUACUCCCGGGGCCGAGAUUCCUAAACCAGAGCAGCUCUCCAGCCUGUAUCAAAAGCUGGCAGCUGGAGAAAAUUUCCACUGACCGGGAAGGAGCAACAGGACCUAGAACCUUUUUUUAGCAUUCUAGUCUGCCUCCCUAAAUAUUAAUUAGUGCCCAAUUUUAAGGUUUUAUUGAAAAAGCUGGUGGCAGGUCCAGAUGCAUAAACUGACACUUUUUUUUCACAUCGUUUGAGGUUAACACCGAAAUGGGGAAGGUAUCUAUGCAAGAUCUGCCCACAUAGGAAUACUGAAAGCCAGUAUUCAUCCAAUGAUUUUUUUAAAAAGGCAUUGCGUUUUAGGUUCUAAAUCAGUGGUUCUCAACCUGUGGGUCGGGACCCCAUUUGGGGUCGAACGACCAUUUCACGGGGGUCGCCAAACAACGCAGUCCGCCA
This is a messenger RNA of Crotalus tigris (Tiger rattlesnake), 2645 nucleotides long. It is a transcript of the gene DCLRE1C, whose product is annotated as DNA cross-link repair 1C. The record is from RefSeq and is a predicted model, not a curated record. Gene Ontology annotation, molecular function: damaged DNA binding; 5'-3' DNA exonuclease activity. Gene Ontology annotation, biological process: protection from non-homologous end joining at telomere; interstrand cross-link repair; double-strand break repair via nonhomologous end joining. The coding region runs from base 161 to 2296 and encodes 711 amino acids. The transcript is spliced from 14 exons. Lineage: Eukaryota; Metazoa; Chordata; Lepidosauria; Squamata; Viperidae.